AUUAGUCACUGUGUUUAGCUUUGUGCAUAUCGUAACCAAGAGGGUCGUGCUUUUAAAGACAUGCUAACCAAAGCGAAUGCUGAAAAAAGACUAAGAUAAAGACGUAUGUACACAAACAAAAAGUUCUGUUAAAACUUCUUCCCAUUCUUCUAUGUUCUGAGGGCCCACCCACUAUCAAUGCACUGACCAUUCUGGCUCCUAUGUUUUAGACUUGUUACUCAUUUUUAUUUUCCUCUAGACCUCAAUUACAAUUCUUUUUCACGACAUCCGUCACCAUCAUUUUUCUGCAAUGAAAUUAAGUUUAAAAAAAAGACUUUUCACUACUCAGAAUACUCUUCGCGGUUUAGGAUAAUGAAGACAUGCAUGGUGAAGUAUGCUGACUGAUUGCAUAAACAAAAUUGAAAAAAAAAAUAAAAACUACCACCAUACAAAGUGACAUGGCCAUGCCAUGGUUGAAUGAAUCGUCAAAUCCACAUGUACCGAACUUUGUCAUGAAAAAUGGAGUUCACUCAGAAACACUGAAUAGCUAUCGCGAUGGUAAACAAGGAGGCUGAACCUUCCAACAAUACUGUGCAUUUAAAAGAACAACAAAUAUUUGUACAUGUGUUUCCCAAUCGUGGAUUAAAAUGAAAUUACGGAUGCUCUAAAAUCACUUUGAUAAAUGCAUUCUAACUCUCGUGUAUAUUUUGCUGCUGGUAUGGCUGCUUCCAUUCACAACCGCUCCGCUCCCCCAUACUCGAGAUGCUUAACUGUGUUCAGUGAAAAAACAACUGUUAAGCAGCUUGCGUCAUGCGUGACGGCUGAACUCAGGUAAAAAGGUUGAAUUUUAUCGGGGGCGACCAUUUUAUAGAUCAAUAAAGAGCCACGGGUAUGGUGUAGGACUGUCUGUAGGCCCAAUGUUUAAGGCUGACAUGUUUUUUAGAAAAUUUGAAGCUCAAUCUUUUUGGUAAUAGUUGAACCCACCAGGUAUUUUCUCAAAAUACCGGCACCCGGUUCAAAAGCUGGUACCCAGUUCAGCCCUCAUUAAAAUAAUUGCUAGACCACAAAUGCCAGCAGCGACCUCGGGAAGACUGUUUGAAUAAUUUGAACAUUUGAGCUUUUAACAAUAAACAAUCUUUAAUAUUGGGUCAGGAAAAAAAAAGAGUGCUGUCAAUUUUUAAGUUGAGGCCACGCCUUAUUUUUUUUUUAAAAACUAAAAUAUUUGACGCCCCAAGAGGUUUCUCUUUCACUAAUAACUGUGCUCAAGAAAUCCUUUAAGGGGCAAAGAACUGCAUAUACUAAAAUGCCUGUCUUUUCCUCAGGUUGUCCCUCUUGGCGUUUUUUUAGUCGACCAACGGGAAAUCUAAGUAUCUGAAGAUUACACUUGGAUGCUCAUAAUUCUUGAGUUUAGAAUCCCAGCUCUUUGGGACGGAUUACUUCAUCGAUUGGGGUAACAUACAACUACUACACAUUUCUGGUGAAUUCAACUCCAGCCUUUCAUUGUUAUUUUCAAAAGACGUGAUCCUCUGGAGAAAAAAAAACUAAAUGUUAUCUUUGUUUUAAGCGCUGGUUUGAGUUAAGGCAAAUAGUUUCAUCUACAGCGCAAGAACAAUUAUAUCAGAUUCAACUACUAUUUCAAUUAAUUGACUACAGUAGAACCUGGUUAUGUCGAGGUCCUCGGAAGUUUGCAAAAAAAAAAGCAUCGAGAUAACCGAAGAUCGAGAUAAACGAAAAAUAAUAAGGCGGCAUUAUAUUAACAUGCGCUUGAAAUUUCGUUAUGUAAACGAGUUCCGUUUCUAAAUGAUAUGUACAUGAACGUGUUUGGGGAUUUUGUUUUACACAACCUCGAUGACGCGAUUUGUUGGAUGAAGAGAUCGGCAUCCUAUAAAAAUGUAGAUACAUGUUUGCUAAAAUAUGUGGGGAAAGGGAACAUUUUUCUGGAUUAUUCCAGAUUCGUGAGGCUAAAUAUUUUUCAGCCCCGUAUUUACGAGUUUUUAUUUUCUUUCCCUCCGGAUUAGCCAGUUCUCUUUAUUCAAGUACGGCUUCUGGGUUUUUAAAAUAAAUAAACGUGUAAGAACACGUGAAAACCUAAUUAUAAGUAUUAAGAGACAAGCGGGUUCACCAUGAACAGAACAGGUACUGCGACUUCUCUCUUUUGUUUGCAAGCCUCUCGCUCCUCGCUUCUUGCUGAGUCAAGUUAAUUGCGUGGACAACGAUAUUGUCAAUCCAUUUCACUUACUACGGUUUGAAGCAGGCACGUUUCUGUUGUAUAUAAUAUUCAAAAGGCGGAGAUUGGUCGAGAUAACCGAGGUUAAGUCGCAAAUUCCGCCGUGUUUUUUGCUCGAGAUUUCAGAGUUCGGCGACAUAAAGGAAUCAACAUAACCAAAAGAGACACUGUGGCGGUUCCACUUCAAAAACGUCGACAUAACAGGAUUGGCGAGUUAACCGAGGUCGAGAUAGGUGGGUUUGACUGUAGUUUAAAAUUUAUUUUUUGUCAAUCGUUAAAUGCAGUUUUGAUUUUCCAAGCUUCGCGUCUUUGUCUUUCAGAGACGUCUAAGGAGAAAAUCCAACUAAGUUGUAACGGUAACAACCAAUUUGUACCGCAGUCAACUCUAUUUGAUGGUGAUGGCUUGUUAAAUGUGACAGAUGAAAAUUUACGGGGCCCAUUUCAUUUUGAGUAUACUUCUUGGGGAUGUGUUUCUGGUCGAAUCUCCAGAACCCAUUAAUCUGGAAAGUUUCAGUAAGUUGCUGCAGAAAAAUGCGUCGACAUAGGAUUAUUUGCUAUAAUAAUUUAAUAAUCGUUUUGUUUGUAGCCUGAACUGUAGUUUAAUGAGAGUAAGGAGGGAGAGACUGCAAUUGGGAGAGGUAGAAGAAAAUAGAUGAAACAAAAUAUGUGAAACGAGAUAUGGGUAAAUCUGAAAAAAAGGACGCGACAGAACACUGGACGUGUCGGCAAGAAGCCUUCUUUAACGAAUAAACAACGAUUAAAAAAAGAUGUAUUAAAAUUAAAUUAAAAAAAAAACACGGGCUGAAAUGGUGUAUCCAAAAGGACAAAAAGUAGGAAUGUAGGGCGCCAUAUUUUGAUGUCAGCAUGUGUGUGAGUGUGAGUGUGUGUGUGUGUAUAGCUUUCACGAUAACACGCUUAUGUUGGGGGGCGCCAUUACGAGCGACAAGCGCCCGCAUAUUUAAUUACAAAGUAGUAUCAGUCGGAGCCAAGAACUUUACCAUUUGCACAAAGACCCACCCAUAGUCAAAAUGAUAAAAAAGGCAGACUACGCUGGGCAGGGCAUGUUGAAAGGAUGCCGGAAUAUAGAGCAGCAACAUUUAUUUUAAAAAAAGGCAGAAGCCUAGGGGCAGACGACUCACUGGUCGCCCAAGUCUGAGAUGGAUUGAUGAUGUGGAGAUGGAUAUGCACCCUUUGGGGGUUCGCGCAUGGAGACGGAAAGCCAUGGAUCGCUCCGAAUGGAAGGAUGUGGUGGAGUAGGCCCGGGCCCUACAUGGGCUGUAGCGCCACUGAUGAUGAUGAUCAGUCCUCUGAAUGUCCUCAUGUGGUCUAGUCUCAUCUGAGUGGCAUGUCAAUAUAUAUCGCUGUUUGAUUCUGUUCCCACUGUACUGUCAUGAUACUUUCGACUUGUUGUCGACAAAUGAAUUUAAAUCAUUAAAAAAUGACCGGUCAAUCCUCUCACAAGUCUUAUCAGAUUUGCCGUUUUGGUAGUUCAGAUGGAGUUGGUAGCCAAUGUACAAUCCGGGGUCAUUAGGGAGUAAUCUCAGACCCUCACCAGAAUAUGUGUGUUAGUUAGUAGUUCACAGUGUAAAUACAUAGUUUCUCUGCCUAUCAACGUUAUUAACAAAAUUCUCCUCAGACAUAUAUGACUUGAACAGGAUGUGCGCUCAAGUUGCAACUGUGAAAAAUUACAUGGACAUCCAAAUCGACAACUUGAAAGGAUCGCGAGCGUGCAGCGUGACCCUGGAAGCCGACGAGAAGAAGAGCACGCUGAAGGCGUACUUCAAGAAAUACAAGGCUGGGAACGCAUGUUCGGGUGCCGUCAAUCUUUACGACUCCAGGAACUUUGCACAAUUAGGUGAACUUGUAUUAGCUUAAUGAUUUAUUUACAUGUGAUAAUUUUGAUGGAUCGUAGGAUAUUUCCUGAACAUCUUCUUCCCCUCUAGGCUAAACCGCCUUUGAACGCAUUGCCAAGAUCGGAGGUGGUCAUAGAUGAGGAGUUGGAGUUGUAGCACACAUCCGCUUUUUCAACGUAAUGUCAUUUUUACCCUCUUUUACCCCGCCACCUGAUUAAAAAAAACCCCACCAUUUUACCAAAUUAUUUUACCUACCACACAACUCCAUUAUACAACAUCGACCACACUGUUCCACGCGGCCGAUAUUUUUAUUUUUUCAUUAAAUUCCCCAAGCAAUUUUAAUUACGUUGUGGGCUUGUUGUUUUUUUUUAAAUGUCGGAUCUCAUCAUCAUCAUGUCUUUUAUUGUCCUGCUCAUCUCCGUGACAUUCUUUCUUUGGUCAAACAACUGUAAUCUUCUAAUCUUCUAGGAUUUCUGAAUAAUCCAAAGUCAAGUGUUGGGAUUCCGUUUAAGUUUAUGUUCCCAAGUGCAAUUAACUCAUUGGUCGAGUCUACUAAUCAAUAGAUUUCCUAUCAUCUUUUUUAUUAAAAAAAGGCAACGAAGGCUACUGCAAGAGUGAGGCACCAAAGGGGCACUAUGAGUUGGGCACAGCGGGCAUCUUGAGCGUUGCAAAAGGGGACAGCGGCAUCGAUGCCAUCGUAAGAGUGGUUGAGUACUACAUAAAGGAUAAGGGUAAAUAACGUAUUCGUCACCCAAAAAUCGUCAUUGUGACGUAAUAAUGACAUUGUCACCAAAUAACAUGAUUUGAAUGAAAUAAAUAACGUCAUUGUGUCCUAAUAACGUAAUCGUCACUAAAUAACGUCAUUAUCAAUGAAGAACGUUAAUUUCACAAAAUAACGUCUUUGUCUCCAAAAAAUUUCUUUGUCUCCAAAUAACAUCAAUGUCACUAAACAACGUCAUUGUCACCAAAUAACUUCUGCGUGUCCAAAUAACGUCUUCGUCUCCAAAUUAACAUCUUUGUCUCCAAGUAUCAUUUAUAUCAGCAAAUAACGUCAAUGUCUAAAAUAACUUCUUUGUCUCCAAAUAACCUCAUUCUUUCCAAAUAACGUCAUUGUCUCCAAAUAACGUCAUUGUCACCAAAAAGCAUCUUUGUAUCCAAAUAACAUUAUUGUCAACAAAUAACGUCGUUGUCACCGAAUAACAUCUUUGUCUCCAAAUAACUUCAAUGUCACCAAAUAACGUCAUUGUCACCAAAUAACGUCAUUGUCACCAAAUAACGUCAUUGUCUCCAAAUAACGUCAUUAUCACCAAAUAACGUCAUUAUCACCAAAUAACGUCAUUGUCACCAAAUAACGUCAUUGUCUCCAAAUAACGUCAUUGUCACCAAAUAACGUCAUUAUCACCAAAUAACUUCAAUGUCACCAAAUAACGUCAUUGUCACCAAAUAACGUCAUUAUCACCAAAUAACGUCAUUAUCACCAAAUAACGUCAUUGUCACCAAAUAACGUCAUUGUCACCAAAUAACGUCAUUAUCACCAAAUAACGUCAUUGUCACCAAAUAACGUCAUUGUCUCCAAAUAACGUCAUUGUCACCAAAUAACGUCAUUAUCACCAAAUAACUUCAAUGUCACCAAAUAACGUCAUUGUCACCAAAUAACGUCAUUGUCACCAAAUAACGCCAUUGUCACCAAAUAACGUCAUUGUCACCAAAUAACGUCAUUGUCACCAAAUAACGUCAUUAUCACCAAAUAACGUCAUUGUCACCAAAUAACGUCAUUGUCACCAAAUAACGUCAUUGUCACCAAAUAACGUCAUUGUCACCAAAUAACGUCAUUGUCACCAAAUAACGUCAUUGUCACCAAAUAACGUCAUUGUCACCAAAUAACGUCAUUGUCACCAAAUAACGUCAUUAUCACCAAAUAACGUCAUUGUCACCAAAUAACGUCAUUGUCACCAAAUAACAUCUUUGUCUCCAAAUAACGUCAAUGUCACCAAAUAACGUCAUUAUCACCAAAUAACGUCAUUGUCACCAACUAACGUCAUUGUCACCAAAUAACGCCAUUGUCACCAAAUAACGUCAUUAUCACCAAAUAACGUCAUUGUCACCAAAUAACGUCAUUGUCACCAAAAAACUUCUUUGUAUCCAAAUAACAUUAUUGUUACCAAAUAACGUCGUUGUCACCGAAUAACUUCUUUGUCUCCAAACAACGUCAUUGUCACCAAAUAACAUCUUUGUCUCCAAAUAACGUCAAUGUCACCAAACAAUGUCAUUGUCACCAAAUAACAUCUUUGUCUCCAAAUAACAUCAAUGUCACCAAAUAACGUCAUUGUCACCAAAUAACAUCUUUGUCUCCAAAUAACGUCAAUGUCACCAAACAAUGUCAUUGUCUCCAAAUAACAUCAAUGUCACCAAAUAACGUCAUUGUCACCAAAUAACACAAAUGUGACGAAAUAACAUUAUUGUCACUAAAUAACGUAAUUGUUUCUGAAUAACGUCCUUGUAUCCAAAUAAUGUCUUAGUCUCAAAAUAACCUCAAUAUCACCAAAUAACGUCAAUGUCACAAAAUAACUUAUUAGUCUCCAAAUAACCUCAUUUUUUCCAAAUAACGUCUUUGUCUCCAAAUAAAGUCAUUGUCACCAAAUAACAUAAAUGUCACCAAAUAACAUUAUUGUCACCAACUAAAGUCAUUGUCACUGAAUAACUUCUUUGUCUCCAAAUAACAUCUUUGUCUCCAAAUAACAUCAAUAUCACCAAAUAAUGUGAAUCAUCAAAUAACUUCUUUGUCUCCAAAUAACUUCAUUUUUUCCAAAUAACGUUUUUGUCUCCAAAUAACGUCAUUGUCAACAAAUAACAUCUUUGUAUCCAAAUAACAUUAUUGUCAACAAAUAACGUCGUUGUCACCGAAUAACUUCUUAGUCUCCAAAUAACGUCAUUGUCACCAAAUAACUUCUAUGUCUCCUAAUAACGUCAUUGACAUCAAAUAACUUCUUUAUCUCAAAUUAACGUCAUUGUCACAGAAUAACUUCUUUGUAGACAAAUAACGUGGUUGUCACCGACUAACUUCUUUCUCUCCAAAUAACGUCAUUUUCACCAAAUCACGUCUUUGUUUCCAAUUAACAUCAUUGUCACCAAAUAAAGUCGUUGUCUCCAAAUAACAAAAUUAUCACAAAGUAACGCAUUUGUCUCCAAAUAACGUCAUUGAUUCCAAAUAACAUCUUUGAAUCCGAUAUACGUGGAACAAGCUCAGAAGCGAAGCGUGCCUUAUACCCAGGCUUAGAAGCCACGAGUGCCUUAUACCCGGGCUCAAAAGCAACGAAUGCCUUAAGUCCAUGUUUAGAAGCCACGAGCGCCUUAUGCCUAGGCUUAGAAGCCACGAGUGCCUUAUACCCAGGCUUAGAAGCAACGAGUGCCUUACGCCCAGGCUUAGAAGCCACGAGUGCUUAUGCCGGGGCUUAAAAGUCACGAGUGCCUUAUGCCGAGGCUUAGAAGCAACGAGUGCCUUACGCUCAGGCUUAGAAGCCACGAGUGCUUAUGCCGGGGAUUUAAAGUCACGAGUGCCUUAUGCCCAUGUUUAGAAGCCACGAGUGCCUUAUUCCUAGGCUUAGAAGCCACGAGUGCCUUAAACCCAGGCUUAGAAGCAACGAGUGCCUUACGCCCAGGCUUAGAAGCCACGAGUGCUUAUGCCGGGGCUUAAAAGUCACGAGUGCUUAUGUCCAGGCUUAGAAGUCACGAGUGCCUUAUGCCCAGGCUUAGAAGCCACGAGUGCCUUAUGCCCAAGUCUUGAAGGUGUAAUAUGAUUUUAAAGGGAGAACAUUAAAAGAAACGUAGCUGAAAAUAUCUGACAACAAAAAGUAGAACUGGAAACAAAGAAGAAAUUAGAUUUUUUAAACAUGACUUAUUCAAGACAAUCUCUGUGUAAAAAAUAUGUCUUAUCUGAGGCAAUCAUUGUCUAAAAAAUGUCUUAUCUCAGACAAUCGCUGUGUACUGUCUUCAUUAUAACUCUAUUUUAGUGGCAUUUGAAGAAGUUUAUCAAGUAAUUGUAAGAAACACAGUUCAAUAUCUACACAUUUCCAGAAUACCUGUUUAACAUUAUUGCGUUAGAUUAAAGUACCCAGAAUUCUCGUCCAACCAUCGGAGUGGAUAAACGAUAUGAACCUUGCUUUCACUCUGAGGGCACCUUGCAAUGAUCUUAACUUUUCUCUCGUCCAGAGUGCCCUGAAGGGAAAUUCGACUGCCAAGAAAAGAACCUCUGCAUCGCCAAAAGCAUCGCCUGCGAUACAAGUGCAGACUGCCCGAACUCGAAGGACGAGGGCGACCAGUGCAGCCUGCGGCCCCUUUACACGCUGAUCGUGUUGGUCGGCCUAUUGAUCGCCUUCUGCGUGUGCGCCAUGGUCGUGUGGGAGGAGACCAGCCGGAAGAAGCGUGGGAAUCGUCCUUUGCCGCCGCCAGAGCCGCAGACGGUCGAGCCCGGCCGGUUUGACGGCGCGUACUCGGAACACUUUGGAGUGCCGAGAAAGCAGCCGGAUACAGAGCCGACAGUUUAUGCACCGAUCCGUGGCGGCAGCCCUGCUCAAAUUCCCGCCACAACCACGAGUCCAUUAUAGCGCCGGCCUGCUCUCAUGCCAUUGAGUAAUCCAAUUACUGAUACAGCGAUGUAAUGGCUGCUCCCUUAAUUAAGUAACCCAAGUACUGUUACAGUGAUACAAUGGCUACUCUUGCAGUUCAGCAAUCCAAAUCCUUAAACGGGGGUCACGCGAUGGUGACUCUCAUUUAUCCAAUCCGAAUACUGUCACGGCUUAGUCGUCCUGGCUACUGUAAUUAACGAAAAAUCCAAGUACUGAAACAGAUGCUGUCGCAUCCGGAAAAAGUGAUCGAAAGAAAUUUCGUCGACAGUAAAAUUAUCGACCGUAAUUUGAUCGAACGGAAAUUUGGCCGAAUCUUUUUUUUUUUCCUCUUCAGUUUUUACGUUAAAAUUUUGCUUUAAAUUUCUUCUUGGACGCUUUAUUUCGUUUUAUCAUAUAUUAAAGUGCGUUCAAAAAGAAUUUCGACGAGCAUUUUGACGUGUGAUUUGAAAAAAAAAGAGAUUCGAUAAAAAUAUCCGUUCGAAAAAAUUUCCGUCGAUCAAUUUACCGUCGACGAAAUUUCUUUCGAUCAAAAUUACGGUAGCCUGAUGCUGCACAGUCUGCUCUCAAAUUCCUAUCAAAUUUUUCCAACCACAACGGUGUUUGAAUGACAGCCCGAGUUUCAUGCGAUAUGAAAUGCUACUCAAGUAAAUCAACAUGCCCCUUUGAAGACUUGCAACUUUAAACAAAAAUAAUAAUCACCGCAGAGAUUAACCUCAUUCAUCAAUGCUAUAGCUUUAAAGUGCAUAGUGUAUUUGAUCUAAACAACAAAAAUUGUAUAACAAAAGUGAGUAUUUUUUAAAAUAAAAAAUAAUUCAAACAUCCUUUAGAUCAGUGGUUCUCAACCUUCCUAAUGCCGCGACCCUUUAAUAAAGGUCAUCUUGUUGUGGUAAACCCCCCCCCCCCUUUCCACCCACCCUAAAAUUAUUUUUCGUUGCAAUUUUUAGAAAUAUGGGUUAUCCGAUUGUCUAAUGCGACCCUUGUGUAAGUAGGGUAGUUCGACCUCCACAAGGGGUCACGACCAACAGGUUGAGAAUGGUUGCUUAACAAAUUUUUAGCGCCCCCCCCCUUUUUUUUUUCCUCCUGUCACAGAUCCUCCUGAUCCCCUUAACUGCGGCAUACUUCCAAAAAAAAAAAAGUUAAAAAAAAUUAUCAACGUCUUAAAAUUUAACCUACUAAAACACAAUUCACUGUCAGCCUCAGAAACCACUAAGUGACAUCUUCUGUUAGAAUACUUUCAACACGAAAGAAAGUUAAAUCGUCACAGUCAAAUUUAAGCUUUCUUAUGUGUAAGAUAAAAAAAUUACAUUAAUGUGUGACGUGACAUAUGAUCUAGCCCCGCCCCCCCCCAUUACUCCCUC
Molecule: messenger RNA, 10042 nt
Organism: Lymnaea stagnalis (great pond snail)
Lineage: Eukaryota; Metazoa; Mollusca; Gastropoda; Lymnaeidae
Source: the annotation of a GenBank genome assembly